Pan troglodytes (chimpanzee) is the source of this 2041-nucleotide messenger RNA. It is a transcript of the gene POPDC1, whose product is annotated as blood vessel epicardial substance. The record is from RefSeq and is a predicted model, not a curated record. The coding region runs from base 271 to 1734 and encodes 487 amino acids. Gene Ontology annotation, molecular function: cAMP binding. The transcript is spliced from 8 exons. NCBI's taxonomy places the organism in Eukaryota, Metazoa, Chordata, Mammalia, Primates, Hominidae. Gene Ontology annotation, biological process: skeletal muscle tissue development; striated muscle cell differentiation; heart development. Gene Ontology annotation, cellular component: sarcolemma.
GGGCGCAUGCGCGUGCGCGGUGCGGCCCCAGCCCUGGCCGCCGCCGCCUGCCGCCGCCGUCGCGAUGCCUAUUUUAGUCAAAGCGGCUGCGGGCUUGGGGACCCGGCCCGGGCAGCGGAGCUUCCGGACCCGCCGACCCGCCGAGAAGCGCGCGUCGGGCUCCCGUCGAGCAGCUGAGUCCGUGUGCCCCGCGUCCCGCGCCCCGAAGCUGCCGCUCCGAACUUUGGUCAGCGCUGCCCAGGCUCCCCGCCAGGGACCAGCCGGGUAAGGAUGGGAGGCGCAGCUGCAGCCGGCUUUCCCCCCGCGCCGGGUUGUGUGCGGCCUCGCGCUCCCCUGGCUAAAUCGGGAAGCGAAAGUUGGAUCUCAGCCCCUCGGGGAGCAACUUUGUCGGCCCUGGCGGCAGCUGCUUGUUCUACGCGCCCGGGCAGCCGGGGGCGCCGCCCUCUGUCCCUCCUCGCUGGCCGCGCCCUCGAGGGGCUCCCGGCCCUUGGAGGCCGCCCUUCUCCCCGGGUCUGGGCGCUGCGGCCACAGAGACCCUCAACGGUCAGCGGCCGCCGCUCAGGUCAGGCAGCCCCAGCGUCCCCGGGCCCUCGGCCCCACCGAGUGCCGGCUCCCGCGCUCUGCGGCGGCAAGCCCCUUGGAAUUUUCAAAAUGAAUUAUACAGAGUCCAGCCCAUUGAGAGAAUCAACUGCCAUAGGUUUUACACCUGCGUUAGAAAGUAUCAUACCUGUGCCUUCCAAUAAGACCACUUGUGAAAACUGGAGAGAGAUACAUCAUCUGGUUUUUCAUGUAGCAAAUAUUUGUUUUGCAGUUGGGUUGGUUAUUCCAACUACUCUUCACCUUCAUAUGAUAUUUCUUAGGGGAAUGUUAACUCUAGGAUGUACCCUUUAUAUCGUCUGGGCCACUCUCUACCGAUGUGCCUUGGAUAUAAUGAUCUGGAACUCUGUGUUCUUGGGUGUCAACAUUUUGCAUCUGUCAUAUCUUUUAUACAAGAAGAGACCGGUAAAGAUUGAAAAGGAACUCAGUGGCAUCUACCGGCGAUUGUUUGAACCACUCCGUGUGCCUCCAGAUUUGUUCAGAAGACUAACUGGACAGUUUUGCAUGAUCCAAACCUUGAAAAAGGGCCAAACUUAUGCUGCAGAGGAUAAAACCUCAGUUGAUGACCGUCUGAGUAUUCUCUUGAGGGGAAAAAUGAAGGUCUCCUAUCGAGGACAUUUUCUGCAUAACAUUUACCCCUGUGCCUUUAUAGAUUCUCCUGAAUUUAGAUCAACUCAGAUGCACAAAGGUGAAAAAUUCCAGGUCACCAUUAUUGCAGAUGAUAACUGCAGAUUUUUAUGCUGGUCAAGAGAAAGAUUAACAUACUUUCUGGAAUCAGAACCUUUCUUGUAUGAAAUCUUUAGGUAUCUUAUUGGAAAAGACAUCACAAAUAAGCUCUACUCAUUGAAUGAUCCCACCUUAAAUGAUAAAAAAGCCAAAAAGCUGGAACAUCAGCUCAGCCUCUGCACACAGAUCUCCAUGUUGGAAAUGAGGAACAGUAUAGCCAGCUCCAGUGACAGUGACGACGGCUUGCACCAGUUUCUUCGGGGUACCUCCAGCAUGUCCUCUCUUCAUGUGUCAUCCCCACACCAGCGAGCCUCUGCCAAGAUGAAACCGAUAGAAGAAGGAGCAGAAGAUGAUGAUGACGUCUUUGAACCGGCAUCUCCAAAUACAUUGAAAGUCCAUCAGCUGCCUUGAUCAGAGAGAGAAUUCAGGUUACCAAGACGGAAGGUGUCUUGAAGAGAUCCUGAAAAAUACCAGCACUUUUUCAUGGCUUUUAGGUUAUUCUGCUUUAGUGCAUCCAGACUGGUAGAGUCGGAGGGAGGAAGUGAGGAAGGGUCAAGGAUGGAAGAGUUCUUUCACUUACCCUUUUUAUUAGUCAGCUUUUAAAGUAAUUGUUUUACUGAGCCUUCUGACUAUGCCUUGUUCUCUUUUGAGAUAUAUAUUUUCACAGUCUUUUCUAGAUAUAUUAUUGUUUUAACUUAACAAAUCUUAGCAAUCUCUC